AAGAAGCCCAGCUCCCGAUCCUCCGCGACCAAUCGGGGCAGGCUCGCAUUCGCACGCCGUCAUCGUGCCUCUCCCUCCGGACCUGGGCUCACUCGAUCACCGAGGACUCCCAGGCCUGACCGCGGUAAUCGUGUUUUCUCAAGACGGAUUCAAUACAAACCCGGAUUUGAAUCUUGCGACAUUGUGAAUUCAUUUAGUUUCUCUCGGACGUUUAGAUAACAACGUCUCUCGCCGUGUCUAUUUAAUAAUAUUCUUUCAGGCUUCAUAAUAAAACACUAGCGAUGCUUUCUAUAGCUUGAUAAAAUACAAAAAACAAAACGAAACGAAAAAAAAGACUGCGCUACAUAGCACCUUAUAUUAUUGGAGAAUGAUUUCUCAGGUGUUUCUGUUGUCUGCUAAAGGAGAUCACCUGAUCUACAAGGACUUCCGCGGGGAAGCAGGCCGUGAUGUCAUCAACGUGUUCUAUGAGAAGGUGAAUGCGUUGCCGGGAGACCAGCCUCCAGUUGUCAUGCACCACGAGGGUCUGCACUUCGUCCACGUGAGGCAAGGGGGUCUGUACUGCGUGGCCACGACCCGCUCCAACCCCUCCCCCUUCACCCUCACCGAGUUCCUCAACAGACUGGCUGCUCUGAUCCGGGAUUACUGCGGCUCCCUGUCUGAGCAAUCCGUCAGCCUGAACUCUGCCCUGAUCUACGAGCUGCUGGAUGAGAUGCUGGAUUUCGGGUACCCCCAGACCUCGUCGACGGAGAUCCUGAAGAACUUCAUCCAGACGGAGGCCGUGACCCCGAAACCUUUCAGCCUGCUGGACCUGCGCAACGUGGGGCUGUUUGGCGCUGACACUCAGCACAGUAAGGUGGCUCCGAGUGCAGCAGCGAGCCGGCCGGUGCUGUCCACGCGUGGGGAGCCGGGAGGGAAGAACGAGAUCUUCGUCGACGUGAUCGAGAGGCUCACCGUUGUGAUUGGAUCCAAUGGCACCCUGCUGAAGGCUGACAUUCAGGGAGAGAUCAGACUCAAGUGCUUUCUUCCCAGCUGCUCUGAGAUGAGAAUAGGCCUGAAUGAAGAGUUCAGCAUCGGCAAGACUCAGCUGAGAGGUUACGGAGCUGCGGUGCGGGUCGACGAGUGCAGCUUCCAUGAGGCCGUGAAGCUGGACGAGUUUGAGAACCAGAGAGUGCUGAGAGUGACCCCGAGCCAGGGAGAGCACACAGUGAUGCAGUACCAGCUGAGCGACGAGCUGCCCUCACCCCCACCCUUCAGACUCUUCCACAGCCUGGAGAGGGAGCCCAGCGGCAGGUUACUUGUUUACCUGAAGCUUCGCUGUGACCUGCCCCCCAAGAAUGCAGCCCUGAAUGUGGUGGUGAAUCUCCCAGUGCCCAAGGGCUCCGUGAGUCUCUCCCAGGAGCUGAGCAGUCCGGACCAGAGUGCCGAGCUGCAGCCAAUCAGCAGGGCCGUGCGCUGGGAGAUCCCACGCUUCCCCGGGGGAGGGCAGCUCUCUGCACUGUUCAAGUUGGAGGGCUCCGGGCUCAGCGCCGCCUCUCUGCUGGAAGUCGGGCCGGUCAGCCUGUCCUUCGAGCUGCCCAAGCUCACCUGCACCGGGCUGCAGAUCCGAUUCCUCCGCCUGUCACCCCCCCUCCCCGCCCUGCCCCAGCGCUGGGUACGAUACGUCACGCACUCCGACUCCUACACCAUCCGCAUGUAGAAAGAGAGAGAGAGAGAGAGAGAGAGAGAGAU
Acipenser ruthenus (sterlet) is the source of this 1728-nucleotide messenger RNA. RefSeq names its product AP-4 complex subunit mu-1-like. Gene Ontology annotation, biological process: protein targeting; Golgi to lysosome transport. The coding region runs from base 368 to 1696 and encodes 442 amino acids. Gene Ontology annotation, cellular component: cytoplasmic vesicle; trans-Golgi network; clathrin adaptor complex. The record is from RefSeq and is a predicted model, not a curated record. The transcript is spliced from 16 exons. Lineage: Eukaryota; Metazoa; Chordata; Actinopteri; Acipenseriformes; Acipenseridae.